AUGGUAACUGUACUGAUGAUGCUACUCAGGAUAUUACUGGUACUGCCACUAUUACUGCUAAUGAGGAUGGUACUAAGGGUCCUAAACUUACUAUUACUGGUAUUACUGAUGCUACUGAUCUUAAGGAUACUGAUGGUGAUCUUGAGUGUAAUGUUAAGGUGGAUACUGAGAAGAAAACUCUUACUAUUAAAUAUACUCCUACUCAGGGUGGUGAGGAGAAGUGUAUUGAAAUUACUAUUACUGGUACCAAUACUAAAAAAGCUGCUACUGGUGAUACUCAAACUGUUGCUUAUGGUAAUAUACUUACUGAAGGUUUUGAUACCAUUCUAUCUCAUUGAUAAGAUUGAAAUGGUACUCCUGAUCGCCACAUUCUUUCCACCAGUAAUUGUAGCUGCACUAAGAAGAUCAUUUGAUUUUGGUGAUCCUAAGUCACCAAUGUGUAAAUGGGAUGCUGAAGGAUUCUAUGGUGCUGGUUCUGGUUUACAUUGGCAUGCUUUUGAUCUCCUGAUGAUCAUAAAGAUAACUCUAGCAUAUCUUUGUAUUUACUCUUCAUCAUAG
This is a messenger RNA of Theileria annulata, 558 nucleotides long. Its product is annotated as Tpr-related protein family member, putative. The record is from RefSeq and is a predicted model, not a curated record. NCBI's taxonomy places the organism in Eukaryota, Apicomplexa, Aconoidasida, Piroplasmida, Theileriidae. The transcript has a single exon. The coding region runs from base 1 to 558 and encodes 185 amino acids.